AUGGCCGCUCGUCCUCAGAACAUCGGUAUCAAGGCCAUUGAGGUCUACUUCCCUUCCCAGUGUGUCGACCAGACUGAGCUCGAGAAGCACGAUGGCGUCAGCGAGGGAAAAUACACUAUUGGUCUCGGCCAGAAGAAGAUGAGCUUUUGUGAUGACCGUGAGGACAUCUACUCCAUGUCCCUCACCACCCUCGCCUCCCUUAUGAAGAAGUACAACAUCGACCCCAAGUCCGUCGGUCGUCUCGAGGUUGGCACAGAGACCCUUCUGGACAAGUCCAAGUCCGUCAAGUCUGUCCUGAUGCAGCUGUUCGCUCCUUACGGCAACACCAACAUUGAGGGUAUUGACACCGUCAACGCCUGCUACGGUGGUACCAACGCUGUCUUCAACAGCAUCAACUGGCUCGAGUCCUCCGCCUGGGACGGCCGCAACGCCAUUGUUGUCUGCGGUGAUAUUGCUCUGUACGCCGCUGGCGCUGCCCGCCCCACUGGUGGUGCUGGCUGUGUUGCCAUGCUCAUUGGUCCCGAUGCCCCUAUUGUCUUCGAGCCCGGUCUCCGUGCCUCUUACCUCACCCACGCCUACGACUUCUACAAGCCCGACCUCACCAGCGAGUACCCCGUUGUUGACGGCCACUUCUCCCUGAAGUGCUACACCGAGGCUGUUGAUGCUUGCUACAAGGCCUUCGACGCCCGCGAGAAGUUCCUCAAGGGCGACACCAACGGCAACAACGGUGCCACCGACGAGUCUCAGACCCCUCUGGACCGUUUCGACUACAUCCUUUUCCACGCCCCUACCUGCAAGCUGGUCCAGAAGUCCUUCGCUCGCAUGCUCUACAACGACUACCUUGCCAACCCCUCCCACCCCGCCUUCGCUGAGGUUGCCCCUGAGCUCCGUGACCUCGACUACGCUGCCUCUCUGACCGACAAGGCUGUCGAGAAGACCUUCAUGGCUCUGACCAAGAAGCGCUUCGCUGACCGUGUCCAGCCCGGUCUUCACGUUGCCGGUCUCUGCGGUAACAUGUACACCGCUACCGUCUACGCCGGUAUUGCCAGUUUGCUCAGCCACAUCACUUUCUCCCCCAGCGAUCCCAAGCGUAUCGGUCUCUUCAGCUACGGCAGUGGUCUCGCCUCUUCUCUGUUCAGCGCCAAGAUUGUCGGCGAUGUCUCUGAGAUGGUUGAGAAGCUGGACCUCAAGAACCGUCUUGAGUCCCGCACAGUCCUCGCCCCCGCUGCCUACGAUGAGAUGUGCAAGCUGCGUGAACACGCUCACCUGAAGAAGAACUUCAAGCCUUCCGGUAACGUCGAGACUAUCCAGUCUGGUGUCUACUACUUGACCGAGGUGGAUGACAUGUUCCGCCGCAAGUACGAGAUCAAGGCAUAA
Penicillium angulare is the source of this 1377-nucleotide messenger RNA. RefSeq names its product hydroxymethylglutaryl-CoA synthase (gene erg13). NCBI's taxonomy places the organism in Eukaryota, Fungi, Ascomycota, Eurotiomycetes, Eurotiales, Aspergillaceae. The transcript is spliced from 3 exons. Gene Ontology annotation, biological process: acetyl-CoA metabolic process; ergosterol biosynthetic process. The coding region runs from base 1 to 1377 and encodes 458 amino acids. Gene Ontology annotation, molecular function: hydroxymethylglutaryl-CoA synthase activity. The record is from RefSeq and is a predicted model, not a curated record.